AUGGCUUCGCUUGAAGGCAAGGUGAUCGCAGUGACUGGCGCGGCCAGCGGGAUCGGACGCGCUGUGGCACGAGAAUGCGCAUCUCGUAAUGCUCGAUUAGCACUUGCAGACGUACAGCGAAAACAGCUGGAAGAAUUCGCCAAAGAGCUUGAGUCGGAGGGCACAGAAGUCACAGCGACGGUCGUUGAUGUGUCGGAUUCCGACAGCGUAGACAGGUGGAUCGGAGCUACCAUCGACCAUUACGGCAGACUUGAUGGAGCAGCCAAUAUCGCUGGCAUCGAAGGCGACGAAAAGGUUUUCCUGAUAACCACUCGGUCUCUGUAG
This is a messenger RNA of Exophiala aquamarina CBS 119918, 324 nucleotides long. RefSeq lists its product as uncharacterized. NCBI's taxonomy places the organism in Eukaryota, Fungi, Ascomycota, Eurotiomycetes, Chaetothyriales, Herpotrichiellaceae. The record is from RefSeq and is a predicted model, not a curated record. The transcript has a single exon. Bases 1 to 324 code for a protein of 107 amino acids.